UUUCUUUCAGUCAAAUGAAUGUCAUUCUGAAGUUGUCCGACGUUUUCAAUUUACAAUGCGAAAUGAGGAAUUUCGAUUAUUUCUAGCUGUAUCAGAGUUAGCAAAACAAAACAGUUAAAUUGGUCGUCCCACGCGUAAAUUGCAUAUCUUUCGUUACGUUUAGGUUCCUGUGAUUGAGAUAACUGAAUUCGUGCAGUAUAUUUUACCAUCGAAUGAAACAGUGCGACGAAACUAAUAAGUCUCGGAAUAUUUUUUAGAUAAUCCAAAAUGAACAGUAUUCAUAACAUAUGUUUGAGUUUAUUUAUUAUAGUGGUUUUAUUAAAUAUUAGACUGUGUUUGUCUCAGUACAAUAAACCAUGGAGUGAAAAGUAUGAAAGCAAUAAGUGCCCUAAGCUUUAUCCAAAGAAUUUUUUGAACUACAUGCCAGUUGGAAAUCUAACAGCUGGAAACUACACAGAAAAACCUAAUUUAAAAGGCUUAAAACAAUGUGUGAUGGAAUGCUGUCUAUCUGAUACCUGCAACAUAGUAUUCAUAUAUGACUUGAGGUGCUUCCACGUGGAGUGUGUCAGUGACGAGCUGUGCUUGCCUCUGCAGAGGACUGGCAGCCGCAAGUGGGAGGCUUCACAUGUAUCCAUGAUACUUGUGAAACCAGUGCUACCUAAUGAAAACUGGUCAGAUAUAUUGGAUCAAUCUAGUUAUAGGCCAGUAAACAACAACUUCUCUCCCGAGGAUGAUUCCUUGUAUGCCCCUUACACAAGUCACCGCAAUGACUUGCUCAAUGAUGAUGAGGAAUCCAACUUUUUGUCUCAUUUCCUCAACAACUUGCCUACAAUGGAUGAUGAUGAAGCAAGAACCUUUGAUAAAUACCGUGACAAUAAUGACAGUGACAUGAUUAUGGAUGCAACAAAUUUUCUGGAAAAGAUACCCUGUGAACUAGGGGCUGGUGAUUGUCCAUUUAACUCAGAAUGUAUACCAGUGGGUCAUAAAAUGCGAAAUGGUAUUUGCAAAUGUGUGCCCGGCACAGAGGAGAAUGCUCAAGGAGCUUGCGUUCAGACGAUGAGACCAUUUUCUAAAGGCCCGACAAUACCGGUUGAUGCCAUGAAGAAAACUGAUGAUGAAUUGAAAAAUGAUGUUCUGAAAACUGAAACUUCUUCACAAAAAAGUGUGCAAACAUUGACAGUUUCAAUUUUAUCUAAGCAGGUACAACUGCCAGACAAUGAAGUGACCUUGGCUGCAUACACUAUACCUGAUGAGAAAGCAACAAUGAGUCAUUACAACUAUGUAUGGACGCUAGUUGACCAACCAAAGGGAGGUUUUACAGGCAACAUGAACCAGAACGGAGCUAAAGUCACACUAACAGACUUGACGGAAGGCCAGUACCGGUUCAAGGUCACUGUGAACGGUACCAACUCUUACGGGGAAGGGUUUGCUAAUGUGACGGUGUUACCACCGCACCGCGUGAAUACUCCCCCGCAAGUUGUCAUCACGCCACAGACACAAACUGUGAAGCUGCCUAAUACUGUCGCUGUACUUGAUGGCAGCGCUAGUAAGGACGACGACGCUAUCAUAUCCUGGCAUUGGGACUUGACAUCAGGCCCUAUCGGUUACCAACCUCCUUUACAAGAUGGGCCUACUUUAGUGCUAAAUGAUCUGAAACAACCUGGCAACUAUACAUUUAAACUGACAGUAGAAGACUCAGAUCAUGUGAAGAAUUCAACGGCAGCUAAUAUAACAGUGUUGAAUCAUACGGAUUAUCCGCCAGAAGCGAAUGCGGGCCAAGACGUAAUAAUAUAUUUGCCGAACAAUAACCUGACUUUGAAUGGAAGUCUCUCGACGGACGACCACGAGAUCACGUCAUGGGAAUGGACGAAGUCAGCUGAGGACGAAAACAAAGCUGUAGAUAUGCAAAACACGCACUCUCCUUAUUUACAACUGUCGAAUCUAUCGGAAGGCGUGUAUACAUUCGUGCUGAAAGUGACGGACUCGUCGGGCCAGUCGUCCACGGCUGACGUGCACGUGUUUGUCAAACCGCCAACCAACACACCACCGGUCGCUGAUGCACAAGCUGAGGCUUUCAUAUCACUACCGCAAACGUGGAUCAUCCUGAACGGAUCCGCAUCGCACGAUGACCAUAGGAUAGUCGCGUACACCUGGCGUUGCCUGUCCGGUCCUACUAACUCUAACAUUAUCAACUUUAACGAGUCCGUUGCGAAUGCCACGGCUCUCACUAAAGGGCAAUACGUGUUCUCGCUGACUGUACUCGACGACAAUGGAAAUUCAGCGUCCGAUAAUGUCACCGUCACUGUUACUCAAAAUAAAAACAGCCCUCCGAAAGCGGACGCGGGCGGUGACCUAGUACUGAACUUGCCAGUAACAGUGCUCAUACUGAAUGGCUCCAAAUCCUCGGAUGACUUUCGCAUCGUGUCGUGGAAGUGGACUCGCUCGCCGUCCGGCCUGGCUGCCGGGACGGUUAUACUCAACUCUGAUACACAGCCUGUGCUUAUGCUAACAAACAUAGAAGCAGGCAGAUACGUAUACGAGCUAACAGUGACGGACGACCAAGGCGAGUCAGACAAGGACACAGUGAGCGUGCAGGUCAAACCAGACCCCCUAGAGAUGAACCUCAUGGAGUUGACCUUGAACGUGCCCAUUUCGACCUUCACGCAAAGUCAACUCGACUCACUAGUGCAGAAAAUGACCUUGCUUCUCAAAGAUGAUAUCAGAGUCAAUGUCACGGAGGUACACGGACAAAUUGAUUCUGGAAAUACGCAGUUGAUUUUCUUCUUAUCGGAGCAGGACAAACCAGUGGAAGGUAUUCGCGCCCUCUCGCUAGUGCGGGGCACAUCAGGCGCGUGGGGCUUGUGGGGCGGCGGCGGCGUGCGCUCGCUGCGCUGCCUCAGCACGUGCUCGGGCCGCGGCGUGUGCGACCACGCGGCGCGCGUCUGUCGCUGCGACGCCUUCUGGAUGCAGAGCCUGUUGGCGCAGCUCGAUCCUGACGCGCAGCCUGAUUGCGAAUGGUCUGUGGUGUACGCGAGCCUGGGCGGGGUGGGCGCGCUGUGCGGGGUGUGCGCGCUGGGCUGGGCGGCGGCGCGCGCGCUGCGCCGGCUGUGCGCGCCGCGCAAGCCGCGCGCCAGGUCCAAGUACCGCCUGCUGCCGCUCGCCGAGCACGACGACAAGCCAUUUACAAGUAAAGACCUAUCAGAAACAGAGACGGAUUCGGACGUGUUGUUCGAAACCAAAAGCAAGACGACAUCGUUCGGCACGCGCGCCAUGAACGGCGAAGCGUCGCAAGGCAACGGCUGGAAGAAAAACGGACACUACAAGACUUCUAGAAAAGUGAAGACGUAGUUCAUCGCUCUACGCCUAAGCUGCCUACGUAUACAGACAGCUUUUGGUCACUGUAAGUAAACUUACAUAUUCCCAACACGGACAUUCAUAACACGUUGCCAUUCCAAAUUGUGUAUAAUAACGCAAAUAGUGUUACUGCAGGUAGGAUAGAACAAAUGCUAGAGUGAAUUAUAAUCGCCUAAAAUGUCGUUCAUGUUUAGGAUAAGUAGGAAGAUAACGUCUUUGACAUUUACAUGUAUUGGUUUCAUUAUGUAUGUGUAAUUUGUUUUGUAUUUCUUAAACACGCGUAUAUAUAUGUACCUGCUGUACAAAACUCGUAUGAAAUUCUAAAGAUUCAAACAACCCUGUUUGUAUAACUUCUCAAGAAACACAAUUAACUUUAUGACUCAAUAAUAGUCUAUUUCAAACAAUUGAAUGAGACGGAAUUUGGUUUUCAAUGUGCUUAAUGAAUAGCCUUUUUAUAUGAACGCAUUUUGUUGAUUUAACUAAAAAUGACAGCUAGAUAUUAUAUUGCAAAUAAAAUAUGUCCAAAUAAAAUCGGUCAGGUUCGUUCAGGUAGCUCGGUUUUAGAAAUUAAAAUGCCACAGAGACUAUAAGAGUUUAAUGUUUAAAUGUGUGUAAUGGAGUCGCCAAAAAUUUCAGAAUUCAACCGCAAGUAUCGUUAAACAAGUACAGGGGGACCAAAUCAGGUUUAUUAUGCAUUCCGUUCACUGUUGUCCAAUUGUGUUCUGCGCCUUACUAUCGGUGGCACGAUUGGUUGAUCCAUGAUAGAUUAAUUUUGGUCGAUAACUAUAACUUAUCCGCCUUUAUUUGCAAGCAGAGGCACAAAAGAAAUAGUUAUAACUUGAAUUCCAGCGCGACAAAAAAUAUGGCUAUGAAAAAACUUACUAAAUAAUGUAGAAUUUAGCUAAUAGAUUAGGAUAGGUUUUUUACUUAUAAACGUUACAUUGAGAGGGUUGCUAUAUGGAGAUGUGACUUGCAGCUAAAAUUUCUUAAGCUUAUCUCGUGUUUGAAAUAAUUUUCUGAAAAUGCAUUUUGUAUCCUCUAUUUAUUAGAUACUUGCAUAUUUAUUACUGAUGCGUUUUGCUAUAGUCAACUUAUUUAAAGAAAAUUACAAAAACAUGUCACUACAGAAUAUACCUUGUACGGUAAAAAACUUUGUAUGAAUCCCAUAUACAAGGUUUGUUUAGAUAAAAACAGUUUCAUAGUAAUAAUGUUGUCAUAAGUAUAGUAGUUUUUUGUACUUCAAUCAUCUGAAUAGGUUGUUACAUCACAUCUCUGUUGCUACAUGCAAUACCUUUAUUUUCGUUGACGUGAGAGUUAAGAGCACGUGCGAAGCACAAAUAAAAUCAUGUAUAAUUACAUUGAACAAGAUAACAACCCUGUUGAUGUAUUAUAUAUUUUUUGUAUUAAAAUUUGGUCGAAUGCAAAUGUCUAAAAUUGUUAUUACAAAUCGAAGGUAUCAAAUAGUUUGUAAGUCUCUAUAAGUAGAAAUGUAUUCUAUAGAAAUUAUGUAAAGUUCUUAAGAAAUUGAUGUAAGCAUAAUUUUAUUUACAAGUAUUAUUGCAGCAUGAAUUAUUUUAAUCUCCUUUCUUAAAUAUAUAAUUAUAUCAAAGUUAUUUAUUUGGACAAUACUUUAUUGGUAUUUUUUUUUUAUUUAUUCACUGUUUAUCUUUUUAAUUUAUUUAUUGGAUUUUUGUGCAUACUAUUUACAUGAUACUUUUCGAGUGUGAAAAUGGUAAUAUGGUAUUGUUAUCGUUGUUGCAAAUUGAUACAUUAUUCCUAAUAACUUUCAUAAGAAACAGUAUACUUUGCCAUAAAUCAUAUUUUCCUUACCUACAUAAAGAAUUAUUUAUAAUUAUGUAGUAAUGUUACGGUUAUUGUAUCCAUUAUAUUUUUUAAUUUGCUAAGGCGUCGUCGUUAGUAUGGCAAGACAUUAAAGUGUGACCAGACUUAAGUUAAUAAUGCGCAUAAUUGAAUAAUCUAGUCGUGUUAAGUGAUAAUAUUUUAGAUUUUAGUACACGUUGCAUACUAUGUAUUAUUUAUGUAAAAUAUUUUUACUGUGAUUUUGACAAGUAUUUUAUAAUUUGAGUGUACUUAUUUUCUUCGGAAUUAAAGUCGCAACAUGCUUCAUA
Messenger RNA from Helicoverpa zea (corn earworm), 5483 nucleotides. Its product is annotated as dyslexia-associated protein KIAA0319. The transcript has 15 exons. Gene Ontology annotation, cellular component: plasma membrane; cytoplasmic vesicle. NCBI's taxonomy places the organism in Eukaryota, Metazoa, Arthropoda, Insecta, Lepidoptera, Noctuidae. The record is from RefSeq and is a predicted model, not a curated record. Bases 268 to 3348 code for a protein of 1026 amino acids.